Molecule: messenger RNA, 315 nt
Organism: Paramuricea clavata
Lineage: Eukaryota; Metazoa; Cnidaria; Anthozoa; Malacalcyonacea; Plexauridae
Source: the annotation of a GenBank genome assembly
AUGCCGUUGGACGAGCUGACAAAGAAAAGAAGAACGCGCGCAGCGCACAGAGGUUCAGCAACUAAGAUAGGGACGAAGAUAAAAGAAUGUUUAGCGAAUACGAGUGAAACUCCUCAGACGGGCAAGAAUGUGCUGAAACAGCUGAGAGACACGCUGAGCGAGAAACUCGAAGCCUUGAAACUUUUAGACAACGAGAUUGUCGAGAUACUAAGUAAUAGCGAAGCCGAAGACGCAGAACAACAGCUGGAAAAGGAAAUUCAGGAGACAGAUGAUACGCGAGCUGAAUUACAAAAAAAUAAUUUUCGGCGUGAAUGA